AAUAAAUUGGAUUCAUCCAUCUCAUUUCUUCUUCCACCUGCUUUCUUCAUUACCUGCUUUUUUCUUUACCUCUUUCCUUUACUUUCCUCCAAACAGUAUCAUGUCGCAGAUUAUCACAGAUCGGAAUCCGAUUCUGCAGAGCUUCGAAGAGAAACUCGAAAAUAUCAAAGCCUACCUCAGUGAUUGUCCAGGUUUAACUAUAGCGGUAACAAUGUGUUCCUUUUAUGUGGCUACGAUCUUCGCCACUCAGCUGAUCUUUCCGGUUUGGUUCGUACCUCUCUGGACCCCGGCAUUCAUGAAGAAUGUCUUAUGGACUGGUGUUAUUUGCAUGUGUACUACCCAUACACGAUUGGUCUUGGUGUUGGCAUCAUCUACAGAUGGAGGAAGCACGUGCCGGGGUUGCACAAGUUUCCUUACGCGUUUACAUUGAUAAAGUCCGUGAUUCAAGUCGCCGUGUUACUCCUGUUCACCUUCCUUGAUAAGUAUCUCAAGGAUCAUAAUGGGGCUGUCGUUGCCAUCGUCCUUGUGGCGAUCCAUAUCCAUCUAAUUUCCUUUUUUUUCGCCUUUUCUCUGGGGGAGGACUGUGAUAUCUUCAGCGCCUCUUUUGCAGCAUCCUUCACGCUCCUUUACGCGUUGGCGAAAAAAGAUUACAGACUCAUCUUAUGCCUUACCGCCGCCGCCAUUGUUCUCCUCUGGAUUAAAAAUCUGCUGUUGUUACCGCCGGAAAUCAAGAAGAUGGAGGAGUUGAUGGAUGACGAAGUACGAAAUAUGAUUGAGGAUUUACAGACGCAAACUACUAAAGGCGGAGUCAAAUCUUAAGGGUAAAGAGCAGCUGUUGGAGUACUUGAGUGAAUGAAGUUUGUCAGUGUGUUGCUGACUGGAGAGUACUGGUCUUAAGGCGACAGAUAAGAUUAACAAGAUUUAUAAGUAAUUAAUUAUUGAUACGAAGUUAAACUGUUAGAAAUAUUUAUCGAAUAAAUGUAAUACGUGAAUCCCUAUGCUAUAUAAUGACAGUUGAAUGAAACUCUU
This is a messenger RNA of Camelina sativa (false flax), 1029 nucleotides long. The record is from RefSeq and is a predicted model, not a curated record. NCBI's taxonomy places the organism in Eukaryota, Viridiplantae, Streptophyta, Magnoliopsida, Brassicales, Brassicaceae.